This is a messenger RNA of Neogale vison (American mink), 481 nucleotides long. Its product is annotated as sterol carrier protein 2-like. NCBI's taxonomy places the organism in Eukaryota, Metazoa, Chordata, Mammalia, Carnivora, Mustelidae. Bases 28 to 456 code for a protein of 142 amino acids. Gene Ontology annotation, cellular component: cytosol. The record is from RefSeq and is a predicted model, not a curated record. The transcript has a single exon.
GGAGCUGUGGUUGUGACGAUCUACAGGAUGGGUUUUCCUGAAGCUGCCAGUUCUUUUAGAACUCCUCCAAUUGAGGCUGUUCCAACCAGCUCUGCGGUUGAUGGAUUUAAGGCAAAUUUUGUCUUUAAGGAGAUUGAGAAGAAGCUUGAAGAGGAAGGGGAACAGUUUGUGAAGAAAAUCGGUAUUUUUGCCUUCAAGGUGAAGGAUGGCCCUGAGGGUAAAGAAGCCACCUGGGUGGUGGAUGUGAAGAACGGCAAAGGGUCAGUGCUUCCUAACUCAGAUAAGAAGGCUGACUGCACAAGCACAAUGGCUGACUCCGACUUCCUGGCUUUGAUGACUGGUAAAAUGAAUCCUCAGACAGCCUUCUUUCAAGGCAAAUUGAAAGUCACUGGCAACAUGGGUCUGGCUAUGAAGUUACAAAAUCUUCAGCUUCAGCCGGGCAAAGCUAAGCUGUGAAGAACUUUUGCAAAUUAAGAUGAGA